AUGGCUAUACAGCCAGCAACGGGAGAUGGCUUUUCUCCCAGUAGGCCCCCUUCACCUCCCUCCACACCCGAAAAGUAUUCACACACGGAAGAGAAUGGUCAUCAUCCACAACAACUACCACCACCACCACCAGCACCACCAGCAGCACCGCCAGAGCAUCCCAAUUCUUCUGCGGGCAUGUACGGCUAUUACACAAAACACGCACUCGCAUCUGUAUCACACUUGCAGCAGCAGCAACAACAGCAACAGCAACAACACAAUGUGGGCAACCUGCAGAGCGCAGAGGACUGGAGAAUGAGAGAGCGGCUCAAAACGGUCUCGGUGGCUCUCGUUCUUUGCUUGAAUAUCAGUGUUGAUCCUCCAGAUAUUGUCAAACCCAACCCUUGUGCAAGGCUAGAGUGCUGGGUAGACCCUGCUUCUCAGACUCCCAGAAAAGCCCUCGAAGCCAUUGGACGAAACUUGCAGGCUCAGUAUGAAGUUUGGCAACCCCGUGCUCGCUACAGACUCUCCCUCGAUCCUUCCGUAGACGAAAUCAAAAAACUCUGCUGUUCCCUCCGUCGCAACACAAAGGAGGAGCGCGUCCUCUUUCACUACAAUGGCCAUGGCGUCCCUCGGCCGACGCCAGGAGUACAUUCCCGUCUCCAUCUAUGA
Molecule: messenger RNA, 651 nt
Organism: Spizellomyces punctatus DAOM BR117
Lineage: Eukaryota; Fungi; Chytridiomycota; Chytridiomycetes; Spizellomycetales; Spizellomycetaceae
Exons: 2
Coding region: 1-651 (216 amino acids)
Biological process (GO): positive regulation of protein serine/threonine kinase activity; positive regulation of cell growth; cellular response to starvation
Cellular component (GO): TORC1 complex; cytoplasm
Molecular function (GO): protein-macromolecule adaptor activity
Source: RefSeq, a predicted model, not a curated record